GUCAGCGUCUUAUUACUGCACUCAUCACUCUUCAGGAGUCUUCAUGUAGACUUUAAACCGCUGAAGCAGCGAGAUUCACACAGUCCACAAACUCCUGGAAAUAAUCUCUAACUAGUUUGACGUUCAAGCGGCGAUAUGGACGUUUUACCUUCAAGCCGGCUGCUGUUCCUGAUAGCGCUGCUGUCCUGUGCUUCUGCUCUAGACAAACUCAACAUGUGCAUGGAUGGAAAACACCAGAUAUCAGAACCCAGACCCGAGGGACAGCUGUAUCAGCAGUGUUCUCCGUGGAAGGAUAACGCCUGCUGCACGGCGAACACCACAGAAGAAGCCCAUCAGGAUAACUCAUACCUGUACAACUUCAACUGGAAUCACUGCGGCGUGAUGAGUGAGAAAUGCAAGAAGCACUUCGUUCAGGACACGUGUUUCUACGAGUGCUCUCCGCACCUCGGGCCCUGGAUCCAGCCGGCGGACGAGUCGUGGCGUAAGGAGCGUGUUGUGGACGUGCCGCUGUGUCUGGAGGACUGUGAGAGCUGGUUCGAGGACUGCAAGGACGACCUCACCUGUAAAGAGAACUGGCACAAGGGCUGGGACUGGAGCUCGGGAACAAACCGCUGUCCUCGAGACUCUCUGUGCAGCCCAUGGACGCAGGUCUUCCCCAGCGCUCAGGACAUGUGUGAGAAGAUCUGGUCAAACUCCUACAAGUACACCACGCUGAGGAAAGACAGCGGCCGCUGCAUGCAGAUGUGGUUCACGGGCCCCAACCCCAACAGACAGGUGGCUGAGUAUUACCUGAGCGGCGGUCCGGAGACGGUCGUCAUGGCAACGGGCCUGCAGGUGUCCGUGCUGCUGGGGAUGCUGCUGCGCUGAAGAGCUCCUCUGCACCUGAAAUAAAAGUCUGAAAUUAAAGUCAUGUUUGUUUAUGAUGA
This is a messenger RNA of Puntigrus tetrazona (Sumatra barb), 926 nucleotides long. RefSeq names its product folate receptor (gene folr). NCBI's taxonomy places the organism in Eukaryota, Metazoa, Chordata, Actinopteri, Cypriniformes, Cyprinidae. Gene Ontology annotation, molecular function: signaling receptor activity. The record is from RefSeq and is a predicted model, not a curated record. The transcript is spliced from 5 exons. The coding region runs from base 136 to 867 and encodes 243 amino acids. Gene Ontology annotation, cellular component: external side of plasma membrane.